GGAGAAAUUCACGGUACGAUGCCGUCCUCCGUCGUAGAGUCGUGGCUCCGUACCAUCUCCUUUUCGCUGUGCGCGACACUGGCCGAAGCCAAAUACCCAUUCUCCUCGGGCCCGAAAGCAAAGCUCGCCGAUGACACCUCCGUCUCUUUCGACCCCCUCGGCGUUGCGGCCGUGCUGAGCAAUCCGCGGGCCGACGCGAGUGCUGCCAAACUCUAUGUACAAUAUGAUAAAGAUACCUUCCACUGGCCUCAUACCAGCAUGAUCGGGGGCACAUUGCCCGCCAUGCAGAUGCUCGUCGAGUACUUCACUUCCGGCUUACCCUCCAAGUCCCUCUCGCCGCCCAUCAAGAUGUGCGCCAAGGCCACCACGAUGAUCCCUGUGCGAUCUAACUCUGUGUUUCGAGAGCUGCCGCUGGAUUUCGGCAACGUUUGGUUGAACCAUUUAAUUGCGUUCAAAUCAGGCGAGCGUAAUCCGGGGAAUGAUUUCAUGGUGAUCUACAUCGACGGCAUCCUGAAGUUGGAUGGUAAACCCGCCGAGAGGACGAAAGACAAUCAAAGGAGAUUGGGGGAGGAUCUGGGGACCGGGUGGUUGGUGGUCGGCCGAUUGAGUCUGUACUUCCUGGAUCUCGUGAACGGAGCCAUGAUCCUGGCGUCAAUGCUCAUCGGCAUCCUCGCCGCCGACGUCUGGGCCUUCACCCUCUUCUUCUUCUACGGCAGUUACUGGAUCUCUUCGGCGCUCAUCACCUUUCUGCCCAUGGUCCAGGUUUUUACGCCCCCGAUCUUUGAAGAGAAAUCACCCCUUUACGCGGUCUACGAGCGGCCCGAGGGCGGCACCGUCAUUUUCAAAGGACGCAAGGAUAACAUGGAAGCAUGGGCCCGGACAACCUGGAAGUACGAGCCCACAUGGGUCCAGACGACGCUGCACUGGUCCUGGAUGAUAACUGGCUCACUAGCUGCGUUUUCCUCUGUCGCCUGCAUGGUCAACAUGCACGGCUAUCUGCAACUAGCCUUUCUAGCUGUGCUGGUGUUCGCGACCGUAGCAGAGAUUGUCGCGACCAAGAUCUCACGCGUGCUACAGAUCAAGGCUAAGGGACCGGUACCAUGCGCUCUGCUGACGAAAAACGACAAACGAACGCAGGGGAUCAUUUCCGCGACAAUCGCCAUUCAAUCGCUAUGCCGGCUCGAAGGGCUUGAUUGGAUGCAGAUGGGGCUGCUCCCCAACAUGCCAGUGUUCAGUCAUAUGCAAGCCACGCUAGCUGAGAUCAACGAGAUUCAACGGGAGGUUGAAGAACCUAAUAUGACAAUUGAGGAGGACGCGCUGCGGGCGAAAAUGGAGAUAUGCUACGGUGAAUAUCGGCAGAAAGUGUGGGAUGAGGUCGGGAAGCUAGGGGAAGAAGCCCAGAAAGACGAAAAUGACAAGGCUGCACGUUGGGAGACGGAUAGGUUGGCUGAGCGUCUGCAGGAAGAGAUGCGUAAUGCUGUGGAGAUAUGGAUUCAGCAUGUCACGGGAAAGGUGACACCCAAUGCACUCGUGAAGCAAUGAUGCAGUAUUUUGAUGGGACUUUGAAUCAAGCCCUUAAUCAGAAUGAGCGUACCGUUUCGGAUAUAUCCCAACACGGGUCAUUGGUAUGUAGGAGGUAUCACGGACAAGCACUGACUGG
Molecule: messenger RNA, 1660 nt
Organism: Aspergillus glaucus CBS 516.65
Lineage: Eukaryota; Fungi; Ascomycota; Eurotiomycetes; Eurotiales; Aspergillaceae
Exons: 1
Coding region: 19-1542 (507 amino acids)
Source: RefSeq, a predicted model, not a curated record